AUGGCCGAUGCCUUGAGAAGACUGGUGAACAUAUCUUCCUUCAGCCAUUUACAAGACAAACUUGAGAGCUGGCACAAAGACUAUCAUGUAAUUUCCUGUGACCAAAAUCUGAACAAAUGUUGUGAGUUGAUUGAGCUCACUGCCAAGAUUCAGGGCCAACUGUUCACCAUCCUCAACUACACUGCUACCGAAGGUGGACACUAUGCCGGGGUGGACACCCUGAAAACACGCCUGCUACCAUGGCUGGGAACCUGCUUCUCCAUGGCAAAGCCCUCUGUCAAUGAUGACACUAGUCUACAACUCAUUCAGGAGUCAGUGGAGAAGGAUAGGAAGAUCAGGGAGCUCUCUGCCUCCCAUGACAGUGAUAUACAGAAGAUGGAGACUCAGCUGUGCGCCACUCGCUUGCAGCUGGACUCCGUCAAAGCAGAACUGGCUGAUGCAAAGAUAGAACUGGAUGAGACAAAGAACAAGUCAGCAACCUCUCUCUUGGCUACAGAAGAUGAAAUUUUACAACUGAGAGCAGAUUUGCAUGCUGCACAUGAGAUGGUGGAUAUUUAUAAGAGGAAACUUGAUGUAAUUGAUGACUAUGAGCAGCAGAUUCGCUUGCUGAGAGAGGAGGUGUCUUAUCUGACCACAGAAAAGGCAAUGCUGCAGGAGAGGUUGGUGAGAAGUUGUUCUCCGAGCCCUGUGCUGAGGCGCAGCCGCACUUCCAGCCCCCUGAGGAGUGAGUCCCCAACUAGAGCGCAGCUCACCAACUCCUCCCGCUACGCACGCCUUGUGUCCCGCUUCAGUGACCUGUAUGCUGUAGACCGUCUGGAGGCCCAGAGCCUUCUGCGACGCUACAUCGAUGACCUAGAGAUGGUCCAGAAAAUCAUCUUCAUUUCUGUUGUGGAAUCCUUCCAGGUGGCAAAGCUAGCUUACCGUCAAUUCAAGCUUCGUGUGAGGAAGACGUUGUCACCAUCCCACAUGGGACCGGAGAGCCUGGAGGAUGCAGCAGUAGACUACAUUGUCAGAAACCUGGAUCUCUAUGAUGUGCAGGCCAGUGUCAAUGAUGUGAUCAAUGCCAUGAAUGUCAACCCAUGGAUCUCCUUCCCACCGGAGGUGGACUUUGUCCUCAUCAGUACCUUGAUCAGGGAGACAUGCAAAGUGGCCUUUGCCAUGCAGACACUGGACCUCACUCUGGAUUUGGCAUUUGCCAGUGAAGGAGAACUCUACAAUGAUAGCAAGUAUCGGCGUAGCUAUGAAUCUGAGUUUACUGCACCUCUGGUGGCGUAUCACGUGUGGCCAGCCCUGAUAGAGGGGGACGCUGUGAUAGUGAAGGGAGAGGCUGUGACCAGGAGGGGUGCUCUGUGGAGAAGUAGAACCAGGAGCCGGAGUGCCAGCCCCGUGCGUUCUCACUCCGUCAGCCCAACACGCACUCUUGCAUUUAGCAGCUGCAGAAGCCUCUCUCCAGGACGCCUUACAGCUAGCCGACUGUAA
Lampris incognitus (smalleye Pacific opah) is the source of this 1479-nucleotide messenger RNA. RefSeq names its product spermatogenesis associated 18 (gene spata18). Gene Ontology annotation, cellular component: mitochondrial outer membrane. The coding region runs from base 1 to 1479 and encodes 492 amino acids. The transcript is spliced from 12 exons. The record is from RefSeq and is a predicted model, not a curated record. Gene Ontology annotation, biological process: mitochondrial protein catabolic process; mitophagy by internal vacuole formation. NCBI's taxonomy places the organism in Eukaryota, Metazoa, Chordata, Actinopteri, Lampriformes, Lampridae.